GCGCUUCUCUUUCUCAUAUAUGUGAGACUAGUGGUGCUAUAUUUAAGGCUGAAUCAUCAAUCUAAACACAUACCCAAAAAUCCACUAUGAUCUACGUCUCCAGUCAACUGUGUCCGGGUGAGUUUGCACCCGAAUACGCGUAUAGAAAAGUGGGUCCAAUAGUGACGACCUGCACAGGGGAAAAGUGCUACAGACAUGUUUCUGGGCUCUUAACUCUUUUGACUGGAUUCAUACCUGCAAUAGGCUUUCUUUUAGCAUGGGUAACCCACGCAGAUUACGGCCAGGAGUUAGGGUCCGGAUUGCUAUUUUCAGACUAUUCCUAACGUGAAAAACACCGAAAGGCGAUCAAAAGUGGAACAUCCGUGCAUACGCGGAAACUCUCAUAUACCAGGUGCUGCGACGAAUUCCCUCAGGUCCACGAUUUCACACA
Aspergillus pseudonomiae is the source of this 430-nucleotide messenger RNA. RefSeq lists its product as uncharacterized. The transcript has a single exon. Bases 87 to 323 code for a protein of 78 amino acids. The record is from RefSeq and is a predicted model, not a curated record. Lineage: Eukaryota; Fungi; Ascomycota; Eurotiomycetes; Eurotiales; Aspergillaceae.